This is a messenger RNA of Rubroshorea leprosula, 2875 nucleotides long. NCBI's taxonomy places the organism in Eukaryota, Viridiplantae, Streptophyta, Magnoliopsida, Malvales, Dipterocarpaceae. The record is from the annotation of a GenBank genome assembly.
AUUGGAAGAAGACAGUGGAGCUAGUUUAACAACCAUCGGCAGUAUAAGUUAGCAUGGUGCCUUGUUGCUUUUUAUGUUCCAAGGUUUUUUUUGUUUAUUUGUUUCUUUGUUAAUUUUUAAUUUAGUAAGUAAUAAGAUUAGCAAGAAAUACCUAGAAAAGAACUAAAGAAAUGCCAAGAUCAUGCAUAUAGGAGCUAUUUUUAUAAAUGCAUAUUUUCUCAUUUCAGGUUGAAGAAGGUUCUCAAAACAGUGAACAGCUGCUUGAGGAUGAAGAUAAUGACCUUGAAAUGGAAGGAAAUGAUCUUGAUAUUGAAGGCAAUGGCCUUGAUAUUGAAAGCAAUGGCCUUGAUAUAGAAGGAAGUGGCCUUGAGAUUGAAAGUAAUGACCUUGAGAAUGACUCUCAUCAAAUGCUUAUUGAAGACAAUGAACAUGAGAACAACAGAAAUGAUUUAACUAUGGUUGGUGGUGAAAAUGGUAUUCCCCAAGGAAAGGACUAUCUUCCUCCAGCUGUGGGGAUGGAGUUUGAAUCAUAUGAUGAUGCUUACAACUAUUACAAUUGCUAUGCCAAAGAACUGGGAUUUGCUAUCAGGGUGAAAUCUUCAUGGACAAAGCGAAACAGCAAAGAAAAACGUGGUGCGGUACUUUGUUGCAACUGUGAGGGUUUCAAAACAAUUAAAGAAGCAAACAGUCGUAGGAAGGAAACACGAACUGGUUGUCUUGCAAUGAUACGGUUGAGAUUAGUAGAAUCCAAUAGAUGGAGGGUGGAUGAAGUCAAACUUGAGCAUAAUCAUUUGUUUGAUCCUGAAAGAGCUCAAAAUUCGAAGUCACACAAGAAGAUGGAUGCUGGGACUAAGAGGAAGGUGGAGCCAACUGUUGAUGUGGAAAUUAGAACAAUCAAGUUGUAUCGAACACCUGUGGUUGAUCCAACAGGUUAUGGAAGUUCAAACUCAAAUGAAGGAGAAAUUAGUAAUAAUGUUGACCGUUCAAGGCGACUGAAGCUCAAAAAAGGGGAUGCCCAGCUUAUUCAUGAUUAUUUUUGUCGUGUUCAGCUUACUAAUCCAAACUUCUUUUAUGUGAUGGAUCUCAAUGAUGAAGGGUGUUUGAGGAAUGUCUUCUGGAUUGAUUCUAGGUCUAGGGCUGCUUAUGGUUACUUUGGUGAUGUGGUUGCAAUUGAUAAAACCUGCAUUUCAAACAAAUAUGAGAUUCCACUGGUGGCUUUUGUCGGAAUAAAUCACCAUGGGCAGCCUAUUUUGCUGGGAUGUGGCUUGCUUGCAGAUGAGUCAUUUGAAACUUAUAUUUGGUUGUUUAGGGCCUGGCUUACAUGUAUGUCAGGUCGUCCCCCACAAACUAUAAUCACGGACCAGUGCAAGGCUAUGCAAAGUGCAAUUGCAGAGGUGUUCCCGAAGGCGCACCAUCGUCUGUGUCUGUCACAUGUCAUCCAAAGUAUUCUUGAAAAUCUGGGAGGGUCACAGGAUUCAGGCACGUUUCAAAUGAUAUUGAAUAGGGUAAUCUACGACUCUUUAAAGGUUGAGGAAUUUGAAUUGGCUUGGGAAGAGAUGAUCCAUAAUUUUGGAAUGACAGACCAUCCAUGGCUUCAUAAUUUGUAUGAAGAUCGAGAUCGAUGGGCUCCAGCUUACCUGAAAGAUACAUUUUUUGCUGGAAUGUACCCUUCCCAGAAUGGUGAGUCCACAGGCUCAUUUUUUGAUGGUUACAUAAGUCAGCAAACUUCAUUAAAGGAAUUCUUUGACAUGUAUGAAUUAGUCUUGCAAAAGAAGCAUCAAAAGGAAGCCUUUGAUGAUUUUGAAUCAAGAAGUUCAAGUCCCAUGUUAAAGACAAGUUUCUACUAUGAAUUGCAGCUUUCGAAGUUGUUCACAAAUGAGAUAUUCAGGCGGUUCCAGGAUGAGGUUGUCAUGAUGUCUUGUUUUACCAUAAUGCAAGUACAUGCCAAUGGACCAAUCAUAAGCUACAUGCUUAAAGAACAGGAAUGUGAAGGGGAUCAGAAGAGUAUCAAGAGCUUUGAAGUAAUGUACGACAAAGGGAGUGCUGAAAUUCGUUGCCUUGGUGGUUGCUUCAACUUCAAUGGGUAUCUGUGUCGACAUGCUCUGUGCAUCCUAAACUACAAUGGCAUCGAGGAAAUUCCAUUUCAGUAUAUUUUGUCUCGAUGGAGGAAAGAUUUUAAGCGCGUGUAUGUACCAGAUCUUGGGUCCAACAAUGUUGACAUUUCAAACCCAGUCCAGUGGUUUGAUCAUUUGUACAGGCGUUCCAUACAAGUUGUUGAGGAAGGAAUGAUAUCCCAAGAUCAUUACAUGGUUGCAUGGCAAGCAUUUAAAGAAUCUCUGAAUAAAGUCCGACUUGUAGCAGACAAGCAUGUAUAGUUCAUAAUAAUAAUGUACAUAAUUCUUUUUCACUGUCUUUCCUGUAUAUAUGCCAUCUUUCCAGGCAUUUGAUUGAGCUGUACAAGAUUGAUUAUGGUUACUGAUCAGAGCAAACGUAAAGGGAGCUGCAUUUUCGUUGUUCUGGUGGUGCUUGCAACGGUUGCACUGCAAGCAGAUGACUCAUGAGACUGCUUGAUUUCAGGAAUCCAGACUGUGGAAUAGGUUUGAGUACAGUGACAACAAAGUUUCAAAACUGAGGUGGAGACUAGAGACUAUUUCCUAUUUGGUAUUGUGGACACUGGACACUCUUUUGUUGUUGCAAUGAACUUGACAGGUGUUCAAUUGCUGAAAACAUUGCUUGGACGUUGGAACCAUACUCCUAGUUUUUGUCCUCUAGUGCUUUGGAGUUCGAUAGAUUUCUGCAACGGGUUCUAUAUUUGCUCGAACAAUUGUUAGUGGAUGUAUUGUAUGAAGUUUAGAUUCUCAGUAUGGAAUUUUGA